GCCCCAGCCCCUACUGCCUUGCACUCUCGGCUUCUGCUUGUUCCUGCUGGACAUGAGCGUUGCCGCACGUUCCCGUGCCCCCAGCCCCUGGCUGGGCCGGGGGCUGCUGCUCCUGGGACUGCUGCUCCUGCCCGCGGUGGUCACCCUCCCCACAGCCCCAGGGGACCUGGAGGGAGGAGACGAGGACCUGCGCUGCGUGUGUCUGAAGACCACCUCCCUAGUCCGCCCCAGGCACAUCAGCAGCCUGGAGGUCAUCGGUGUGUCAAGCUACUGUCCCACCCCCCAGAUGAUAGCUUCGCUGAAGGAUGGGAGGAAAAUAUGCCUGGACCCGAAUGCCCCUGUGUAUAAGAAAAUAAUUAGGAAGCUUUUGAAGAGCUAG
Molecule: messenger RNA, 379 nt
Organism: Neogale vison (American mink)
Lineage: Eukaryota; Metazoa; Chordata; Mammalia; Carnivora; Mustelidae
Product: platelet factor 4-like
Exons: 3
Coding region: 53-379 (108 amino acids)
Biological process (GO): chemokine-mediated signaling pathway; neutrophil chemotaxis; antimicrobial humoral immune response mediated by antimicrobial peptide
Cellular component (GO): extracellular region
Molecular function (GO): CXCR chemokine receptor binding; chemokine activity
Source: RefSeq, a predicted model, not a curated record